AUGUUUAGAAGAAAUGUGUUAUCAACUUAUCCAUUGAAUGCGUCUGACUUAGAAUUUUUCUGGGAAAGGCAGAAAAAAAAUACAUAUAUAAUGUUAAUUGAUUCCUUGGUCGGAAUUACUCCUGGGGGAAUUCUACACCACUGUGCAUGUACAGAAUUUAUGUCCCCUGCAGAUUUCUUUGUUUCCCCACAGAAAAAUGACUUUGACGGGGAUGCAAAGGGAAGCCACAAAAGCGGUCAUGCAACCCUCCUGAGCAGUACGUUUUGGCUGCCCAGGGCAGCCGGCUGUGAGGCGGGACUGGGGAAGACCUGGCUGAUGGCUCCUACCAUAAUGCCAGGCUCAACUGCUAGUCCCGGCUGGGCUGGGGAGGACGGGACUUCCUCUUCCCCUGCACCGCAUCCAGGGCUGUGCCAGACCCACCCCCAGAUUUCUCCCCUGGCUGUAGGAAGCUCUACAAAUUCCCAUCCAUCCAACCCCUGUGCAUCCAGAACCCCUCAUGCCCAGACCCUCCCACAAAGCCUCACCCCUCUACCCCCCAGACAAGCCCCAUUCCCCCUGCACCUCCCCAAUGAGCCACCCGGAUCCCCACCCUACCAAGCCCCAGUCAGCUGCACCUGGCUUGCAACCCCACUGAGCCCCACUCCCCCGGCAUCUGGACCCCCCCACAUACACCCAGACCCCUCUGCUGAGCCCCAACCACCUUCAUCUGAACCCCCCCUGCAGAGUCCCAUUACUGUUGCACUCAGAACCCCCCCAACAAGUCCCUGUGCAUUCAGAUCCCCCCCCCCCCCCCACACACACACACACACACACUCGGAUCCCCGACUGAGAUACCUGGUGCAUGGAGGGGCAGGGCUCUGGGGUAUUUCUUGGGCAGGCCCGAUCCUUGCACUGUGUCAGGGUUGUGUGCAACCUCACCACUGAGUCUGUGUCCCGGGAAAGGGGAGCUGCACAGUGACCUCCCACCUCUGUGGAGCCAGUGGCCUGUGUUCCCUAGUGCCAUGCUGGAGCCUCCACAUUUAUUUGAUAAAGUGUGCACAGAAUUUUUAAAUUUUUGGCGCUUAAUUUUUUGGCCCAGAAUGCCCUCAGGAAUAGCCAGAAUCACCUUAUACACCUUUUGAUUUUUCACAGAAUGAUUAAAUUAAUACAUUAAUAGUCUGUGGUUUGCACAUUUAGUGUAGUUCUAUAGAAUUGCUCUGCACUCCAUUUUCUGGUUUUAAAAAAACAAACAACCUCCACCUUUCAACAUUUAUCGUUAAAGGUUUUGUUUUAACUUCCACGUGUGAAGCAUGUAAAAUCUAACCUCCGUGAUUAUAAACCUCUAACAUUGCUUUUUUCAUUUUGUGCAAUUACUGUAUUGAACUCGUAUGUAUAUUUGGAAUCUUCCCUAAGUUUACAUUUAAAUUCUUUAUACUUUUGUUUGAUUUUUGUGGUAUUUAGUUGUCAUAGAUUUAGUUGCUGUUAAUCUCUAAAGUUUGUGUCAGUAUUUUGGUUAUAAAUUGGUUUAUCUUGUAACUGCCUGUUUCAUUAAACCUCUCUUGGUAUGGCCCACUUGUGGAUGUGACUGUAGCUGUAAAUUUAACUACUUUGGCCUGUACAACGAACUUUUUAGAUCAGAACUUUUUAUGAGCAAGUAGCAUUAUUACUGCGGUCAGAAUAUUGUUCCCUGUUGAGAACUACAGUAUAAAGAUGGUAAAGAGUUGCUAGAGUGCUGCAGAUUCAAAACUUGAGUCUGUUUUAAUAAGGGACUUUAUAUUGGCAUUAUUCCUGCAACCUUAUAAUAAAUGUUUCUCUAGAA
Messenger RNA from Chelonia mydas (Green sea turtle), 1798 nucleotides. RefSeq names its product cleavage and polyadenylation specificity factor subunit 6-like. The record is from RefSeq and is a predicted model, not a curated record. The transcript has 2 exons. The coding region runs from base 1 to 924 and encodes 307 amino acids. NCBI's taxonomy places the organism in Eukaryota, Metazoa, Chordata, Testudines, Cheloniidae.